UUCACAUCGAGUGUUCGCGAAUUGUGAUUAUGAUUUGCGAUUUGCAUGCAUUUAUUUAACUUUUUCAUGGCAGUUGUAAAUAGGAUACCUGAACCGCGAAUUCCGCUACAGCAUAUACGUUUGCAUUAUACUUGUUAUGUCUUACUUUCUAUAGCAUUUAGUGUGUAGAAUGGUUUUGUAGGAUCCUAUAAUCACUAUUAGGGUUUCAAGUCAUAGUGUUUAAUAUAUUAUACUUGUUGCGUUUACAGCGACCAAUAAUCGUCUCUUACGAUGUUUGCAAGUUUAAAGAGUAAAAUUAAAGAAGAAACUGGAAGUGAUAUUAGUAAAUUGACGAGUAGUUGGCGCAGUGGAGCCUUUUUAGGCCGAAUAACAUUGCGAGAUGACUCGUCAACAACUAGCCCAUCUAGUUCUGGUGGUCAGGCAGACUCAACAUCAGAUUCAAUAUCGCCCCAAAUGCAAACAUAUCUAUCAGACCGCACUGGUGGUCAGGUAGAUCAAGUGGCACUGCAGCAGCAGUAUGCAUCACAGCUGGAAGAUAAACUGCGUGAUAGGGAUGUGUAUUGGGAACAAAGGAUUGAGGAAUUGAAGCUUUCACUUGCAUCUGUCCAAGGUGAAGAAGCUAUAGCAGCUCAGACUGUAGCGCGUACAGCUCAAGCAGAAGCAGCUAAAGCAAUAACCGAGAGAGAUGCAGCACAGAAACAACUUAACGAGUUGAAAGCGAGAUUGGCGGCUGCCGAGAAUGCACAAGAUCGACUUGACAUUCUGACUGAGGAGCUAGAGCAAUCGCGGCGUGAAUGGGCCCGCGAGCGCGCGGAGUUCACAGCCGCGUUGGGCGCUGCGGACGCGCGCACGCGGGACCUCGCGGACGAGCUGCAGCUGCUGCGGGCUGCCCUGCCGCCGGAACACCCGCACCACCAUGUGCAUGAUGACGAUAAGCGGGAAAUGCAACCGACGGGUUGCGUGGACUACGACCGCGUGUGUCGCGAACGAGCUGUGUUGAGCCGUCAGCUACAAGAAGCUAAGAUGGUGCUAGCCGAUGUCAAGACGUCAUGGAGCGCGCAAAUUGCGGCCUUGGAGACGCAGGUGGCGCGAUUGUCGCGUCAAGCUGGCGAAGAAGGUGCGGAAAGGAGAAGGGUAGAGAAUGAAAAGAAGGAACUGCAAGAGAACCUUCUAGAAAUCUCGGCUGACCUUGAGAAGGCGAAACAGAAUCUUGCUAAUAGCGAGGCCAAGGUGGUGCGUCUGAACGGCGAGGUGCAUUCUCUGGCCAUGGAGGUGAAGACGUUACGGGCCAACGCAGCCGGGGCCUCCGACAAAACAAUGGAGCUAGAGAGCCGUAUUCAAGAACUGACAAAUGAAAAUAAAGAAUUAGCAAAAGCCCUAGAAGAGGAAAGGACGCUUGUAGAGAUAUUAAAGGAAAAAAUCGAAAACUCACACAGACUAUCCGAUGAGCAGAAAGCAGAGGUGAAUCACCUGAAUUCGAUGAUGACAGACAUGCAACAUGAUUAUAUAGAUAUACAGAGGAAGUUGGAUAAAGAAAAGCGGGAAAAAGACGAGGUGCUAAUACGAAAUGCGCAGAUCUCACAGAACGUAGAAAAAAGUUUGUGCAACGUUAGAUUCCUGGAGUCUGAGGUCGUUGACUUGAAGUCUAAAAUCACUGAGUUGGAAGCAAUCAUAGCGCAACACAAAGAGAAUCAAGCAGAGUGUAUGCUGAUAAAAGAAAAUGAAGAAGCUAGAACUAAAACAAUAGAGGAACUCAAGACGCGAAUAGAGACAUUCGCCGACAAUGAGUCCACGCUUAAAAAGACUAUACAAGACUUAGAGGCUGAAAUCUGUGAUAGAAAUAAGAAAAUUAAAACAUUAGACAAUAGAAUAUCAGACAUGAAAAAGACGUUACAGCGUGAACUACAAAGCAGUAAAUCAGAUCUGACGUCUGCUGAAGAACAGGAUAUUAGUAGACGAUACCUCAAGCACGUGGUUCUCCGUUUCCUCACAGCCCGUGAGCUAGAAGCGCGCCAACUAACCCGCGCUCUCGCCACGUUGCUACGACUCAGCGCACACGAAGAGGCGUUACUACGGGCUGCGUUACCCGCACGCACUUCCCGAGCUGCCUGGUUCCCGCUUAACACGUGAAUAGUGGUGUGGGGGGGAGUGGGUGAUUGUGGAUAGUGGUGUAUAACCUUAAGUUGAUGUCAUCGGCACGAGCGUAGUGCUGCUUCAUCACCUUGCGAGUUAGAACCGUGACAGUUUACCCGCAUUGCCCGCACACGCCUCGCUAUCUGCGUGGUGCUCGUUUAAUAAGUGACAGUGGCAUAGUGUGGGGGAUGGGGCGUUAGUUGUGGAUAGUGAUGUGUAUCGUCAAAGUGAUGUAUACGGCACGUGAUUAGUGCUUCCUAGAACCGCGGGAGCUAUCGGCGUUUUCCGAACACGCCUCUCGAGCUGCGUGGUGCUCGUUUUUGUAUGUAUAACAGAGGUGUGGUUAACGUCAAGUGAUGUGUAUGACACGUACAAAGUACUUCACUUUACUCACCAAAAUCGCGUUGCCCGCACGUUUCUUGCAAGCGGCGUGGUGCUCGUUUAAUACGUGAACAGUGUGGGGCAUGGGGCGUUUAAUGAGUAUAAUAGUUAUGUAUAACCUUAAAGUGACGUGCGUACUGCGUAGUGCUCCGCUUUCUCACCGUACGAGAUAGAAGCGCAGCAACUAAUCGCAUGCGUCUCUCGAGCUGCGUGGUGCUCGUUUUAACGUGAACAAAAGUGACACGAAUGGUUCUUCUGAAACUUGUGAAUAUGGCAAAUGAUGGGUUGCCAUUACUGGAGUUAGCACGGUUUUAAGAGGUCAUGUUAACACUUCUCGCCCCUGAUUGUUGAUCUUAGCUCUUUAUGCCUUUAUGCUAAUAUGAAGAGUCUUAGUGUAGUAGUAUUCCUAUGGAGGAUUGGAAAUGGUCCAUUACACACUGUUUGUAUUCAUAUACAUAUUUUGUGAUGUAUCACACUGACAUGCAAACUCCAAAGAUCAAAAGGUUUUUCACUAAUGUCUGUAAACAUGCAUAAAGCGGUCAGCAUAUUUACAAUAAUUUUGUACAUUGUACAUGUACUAUUUAACAGUAAGACUAAGAAAAGAAGUAUUGAAGCUGUUGGCAUAUCUAAUAUACUACAUCCAUUGCUUUAAAGAAAAAUAACUUGUUAUUGUUGAACCUAGUAUUUAAAAGUGUAGCUAUAUGCGCACGCGUCAUUUUAUUAAGCUUUAAUUUUAUUUUAAAGCAUUAUUGGCACUAUUGAGCAGUAUUUUUAUGUUUGUGAUAUUAAAAUUCCAUGAAAUUUAUUUGCUUUGUAUUCAAGGUGUGUUAAUUUAAAAAUGUUACUUAUUUCCAAACACAUUAAUUGGCUGAUUUUCCAAGUUUUGUGUACAUUUCUGCUUUAUGUUAUGUCCAAAACAAAGCAGAAAUGUACUGAUUUUAUUGAUUAUAUGAAAAUAAAAUAAAAACUGUUUCUUGUUUAUUUAUCACCAAUGUUUUUUUUUUCAUGAAAGAUUUUAUGUGUUGAGUUUUUCACUUUACAAUGGUUAUAGUUACAUAAGUAGCUGUAAUAUGUAAUUUUCAUGCAAUGUAUCAUUCUAAAUUAUAAAGUUGCCUUAUUAGUUGCUAGUCAGUAUUAUAUUAUACCUAUUUGUAAAGUCAAGAUUUACAAAGUAUUUGUAAUGUCAUAUUUAUAUAUAUUAUAAUUUUUUGAUUGAUGAUUGAAGAAUUGAUGUUAAUUAAACAUUUUUUGUCUUAAAACUUUGAUUAUUCGAUGCUGUGAUAUGUUUGAUUUUUGUAUGUUCUCUUUUUAUGAUUCUUAUUGUGAAGAAAGAUAGAAAUUGAAAACACUGCCCCUUAUAUAAGAUGAUUGAUUUAUAUUGAUGGAAGCAUGUCGAAAUAGUGAUUGCUUAGUAUUUUUAUUUUUUAUAGGAAGUGAGAAUACUACAUUCGUAAAAUGUAUUGUUAAAAGACACAUUUAUAUUUAAUGAAUAAAAUAUAGGCACAUAAGUAAGAUCUGUCAAAAUUUGUACAGUAGUUAUAAUCUAGUCGCAGAUUUGUUAUCAAAAUUUUUAUUUUCCUAAUGUGUAUAUAGAUUAGAUUUUUGUUAUUUUUUAUUUCUUUUUAAACAUUCGCCGUUUGGUUAUCCAAUGUUAGUUUUUAUAACUAUAUACGAAACAAUUCACUGUAAUUCAUUACUAUAGGUAAUGCUUUAUAUUGGAAUGUUAUAAAACUUAACACAAGUGUUUCAAAGAUUUGUUGUAUUUCAAAAGAAUAUUUUUGUUUUAUAUCAUAGUACUUAGAUAAUAUAUUUCCAGAAUUAUUAUAGUUUGUUUUAAAUAAAUAAUUAUAAAAUUA
Messenger RNA from Colias croceus (clouded yellow), 4370 nucleotides. It is a transcript of the gene Golgin97, whose product is annotated as golgin subfamily A member 1. The coding region runs from base 271 to 2130 and encodes 619 amino acids. NCBI's taxonomy places the organism in Eukaryota, Metazoa, Arthropoda, Insecta, Lepidoptera, Pieridae. The transcript has 14 exons. The record is from RefSeq and is a predicted model, not a curated record. Gene Ontology annotation, cellular component: Golgi apparatus.